CGAGUGUUCUUGAGAUAGAUAGAUAGGUCAAAAAUUACUAAGAAACAAAAUAAAUUAAAAAAAAAAAAAUACUUUCGAAUGAAAGCGGCGGCAUCCCAGUCCUCCUCAUCCUCCGCCUCCGCCACCGCCACCGCCACCGGCAGCAGCCCCUCUCAGAAAAUAUCUAAUUCUGGGGAGGCGUCUCAGAUGAUCCAAAAACCCCCCUCCCACCCGCAGAAGAAGAGGCAUUGCGUGAUGUGGGGAGAUGUAUAUGGAGUGGUAAUGGUUCCCAAUGAGCUGGACCUCCUCGACAAGGAUCACUCCUUCCACCUUCCUUUCCAACCUCCUCGCCUUACUAAACAUAUCCAAGAUUUUCUGAGGACUAGAGAAGUUGGUGAGUUUCUUAGUGGUGCUUUGGCUGGGGCUAUGACCAAAGCUGUUCUUGCUCCUCUUGAAACCAUCAGGACAAGAAUGGUAGUUGGCGUUGGGUCCAAAAAUAUUACUGGGAGUUUCAUUGAGGUUGUUGAGCGGCAGGGUUGGAAAGGGCUGUGGGCUGGUAACACAAUCAACAUGCUCCGCAUAAUACCUACACAAGCGAUUGAGCUUGGAACAUUUGAGCAUGUCAAGCGAUCAAUGACAUCGGCCCAGGAGAAAUGGAAUCAGAUUGAUUGCCCGCAAGUGCAAAUUGGUCCUGUAAAUUUGAAAUUUUCUCUUUCCUGGCUCUCUCCAGUUGCAGUGGCAGGUGCAGCUGCUGGAGUUGCUAGCACGCUUGCUUGCCAUCCUCUUGAAGUUUUAAAGGACCGGUUGACUAUAAGUCCCGAGGCUUAUCCUUCUAUAGGCAUUGCAAUUAGCAAGAUUUACAAGGAUGGUGGGUUAGGUGGUUUCUAUGCCGGUAUUUCGCCUACAUUGAUUGGCAUGCUUCCCUACAGCACAUGUUAUUAUUUCAUGUACGAGAAGAUGAAGAAAUCUUACUGCUUAGCAAAGAGAAAAAAGUCUUUAAGCCGUGCAGAGAUGCUCCUGGUCGGAGCUCUCUCAGGUUUUACAGCUAGCACAAUUAGUUUUCCGUUGGAGGUGGCCAGGAAACGGCUCAUGGUGGGAGCUCUGCAAGGUAAAUGUCCACCACACAUGGCAGCAGCACUGGCAGAAGUCAUUAGAGAGCAAGGUUUGAUGGGACUUUACAGAGGUUGGGGUGCUAGUUGUUUAAAAGUCAUGCCCUCCUCAGGCAUCACCUGGAUGUUUUAUGAAGCUUGGAAAGAUAUAUUACUAGUUGAGAGGCGCUACCUAUAACAAAUUCCUAUAACAGAUUCAUGCAAUAUCUGAUUAUUGGCCACUUAUUCUGCGGACAGAUUAGAGCCAGGCUUUGACUUGCGCUCGAAUCAGUAGUAUUCCGAAACUGUUGUGUUUGGUGGUGAGGACAGUCUGUUUGCUUUUGGUCUUUUAUCAGAAUUUUUUAUGCAAGCUUCAAAUUUUGAUCAUUAUGACCAGUAAAAUUCAUGUUUGAGAAGAAGGUAUGUGCUUUUUUAUCCAUUACAAGAGGUGUGGACGGUUUAUACAGACCCUACCUCUGUCAAUUUUAUAGGUGAUCUUUUAACAUUUUUUUAUCUUGUUUGAAGUGGGUUUUUGAUGCUCAAUGCGCUGCUACUAUAACCAAUUUGUUCAUUUUCUUCCUUGGUAGAGGUGAGAAGGAAUGAUGUACUUUUCCAUUGUAACUUUGUAAGAGGUUUGUCAGAAAAGAAUUUAUUGUUUAAACAUUC
This is a messenger RNA of Camellia sinensis, 1733 nucleotides long. Its product is annotated as Mitochondrial substrate carrier family protein. NCBI's taxonomy places the organism in Eukaryota, Viridiplantae, Streptophyta, Magnoliopsida, Ericales, Theaceae. Gene Ontology annotation, biological process: transmembrane transport. The record is from RefSeq and is a predicted model, not a curated record.